AUGAGUGACUCCCACCGAAGAGUCGCCAUCGUUGGCGCUGGUGUUGGCGGGUUGACCCAAGCUAUUGCUCUCAAAACCAAGCUCGGAUUUCACAAUUUUACGGUAUAUGAGAAAGGAUCUGAAGUCGGUGGAGUGUGGAGGGGAUGCUCGUCGGAUGUCCAAAUUCAUUGGUACAGCUUAUCAUCUGACCUUUACCCACACUGGAACAAGUCACACGGCCUUCAACCGGAGAUUCAAGCCUACUGGAUUAAGCUCUCAAAGAAAUAUGAUUUGUAUCCACACAUCGCAUUCAACACAAAAGUGUUGUCUGCUGAGUGGGAUAGCGCAAAACAACAAUAUACUCUCGUUGCGGAAGAUGUCUUUUCAGGCAAGAGGACUGACCAGUGUGGCCCACGUCGUGAUAUCUGCCAUCCCUGGAGUUCUGAAGUUUCAGGGGGCUUCCUUUCACUCCGCACAGAUGGCCAGGUGAUUGGCAAUGCAUCUUCCGGAGCACAAUUCGUGCCAUCUAUAUCUGAAGACCCGUCUGUCGAGGUAAUUAACUUCAUCCGCACCCCGACCUGGUUCAACACUCGAACACAUAUUCCGUACUCCGACACUGAGAAAUGGAUAUUCGCCAACAUCCCUCUGGCGAUGCGGACUGCACCGAGCUUGGAUCAUGUUCUGGUUGCAAACAGUGGUUUCCUGGCUAGCCUCUAUCGCCCUAACUUGACGCUGAACUUUGACGGAAUCGCCGAAAUAGUGGAGAAUGGCAUCGUCACAAACACUGGUGAAAUGUUGCCGUGUGAUGUUAUCGUGUACGCGACUGGAUUCAUUGGCGAGCGGUACCCGAUGCACGUUCGGGGCUUGAAUGGACUUACUAUCCAAGGCUAUUAUGAUGCGCAUGGUGGCCCUACCGCAUACCUCGGGACUGCAAUUCCUGACAUACCGAACUUUUACUUGCUAGCUGGACCAAAUACUGGAACACCAACAUCGACGUUGUUCGUGGAAGAGGUCCAAGUUGCAUACAUCCUUCAACUCAUAGAGCCGGUCCUUACCGGUUUCGCCUCAUCCUUUACCGUCAAAGCUUCACCCACGGAUGCAUAUAAUGUCAAGCUUCAAGAACGGAUCUCUCGCUCUGUACUCGUUCAGUGCUACUCCUGGGCGCGUACGAACGGCACAGGCAAGUUGUUCAAUCCGUUCCCUUGGGCUGUGACGGUUUGGUGGUGGUGGCAUCGCAGACCAAAUUGGGAUCAUUUUGUGGCGGUGAGGUACUGGAGUAAAUUUAUCCUAAGUCUUUAA
Molecule: messenger RNA, 1278 nt
Organism: Suillus paluster
Lineage: Eukaryota; Fungi; Basidiomycota; Agaricomycetes; Boletales; Suillaceae
Product: FAD/NAD(P)-binding domain-containing protein
Exons: 14
Coding region: 1-1278 (425 amino acids)
Source: RefSeq, a predicted model, not a curated record